Molecule: messenger RNA, 6125 nt
Organism: Passer domesticus (house sparrow)
Lineage: Eukaryota; Metazoa; Chordata; Aves; Passeriformes; Passeridae
Exons: 3
Coding region: 1-6039 (2012 amino acids)
Molecular function (GO): protein kinase activity
Source: RefSeq, a predicted model, not a curated record
AUGAGGAUAAUUAUUACCAAACAGCGCAGCGUGGACUGCGAGGGACGCGGCACAGCGGCGGUGCUGGCUUGCCCCCAGAACCGUAAACCCACCUUCACUCAGGGACUGAAGUGUAGGUCUGUCUUGGAGGGGGACCCAGCAUUUUUCCGCUGCAAGCUGGUGGCAUGCCCAGCGCCGCACAUGGCCUGGUUCCACAACAACCGGCCCGUCCUCCAGGACUGCCGCAAGGUGAUUCGCACCGAGAGCACGGAGCACACGCACUGCGCCAGCCUGGAGCUGCGGGACGUGCGGGAGCACGACGCUGGCAGCUACCGGGUGUUUGCCAUCAACAGCGAGGGCUCAGCCGAGUCCACCGCCUCGCUGCUGGUGGCCCGCGGCGGGGAGCGGCGGGGCUGGGGCUGCCUGCUGCAGCAGCGCCGGGAGGAGCGGCUGCGGGUGGUGCUCCGCUGCACCGGCUCCCCCUUUGACAAGGGCCAGGAGGCUGAGCCCGGGGACCUCUCACCGGCCCGGGGCAUGGUACGAACCAUCCGCUUCCAGAGCCUGCCGCUGGGCGGGCCGUGCCGCCCCGGGCUGGCGCACGGUAGGGAGCACAGGGCUGCAGUGGUUAAUGCUGAGGAGCUGCUGGAUGAGGAGAUCCGCUGGAAGCUGCAGAAGCUGCGGGAAGCAAAGAGGGCGGCACUGAAAAAGAAGCAGGAAUGCCUCAUGUCCGCGCCCCAGGAGGCACCUGCUGGGAAGCCCAGCCCACUUAAGGUGGCUGCCAGAAUGGUUGGCUCCAAGCCCCUCACAGUGCAGGUAGUGAAGCAAUACUCCAGGUCCAAGGACCUGGGGGAGAGAUGGCAGGUGCAAGGCGGGCUCCUGGAGCCCUGCCCGCCCCUCUUUGUACAGGAGAUCAAGCCCCAGGAAGCUGUUGAGGGACAAAGAUGCGCUUUCUCUUGCCUCUUCCAUGGCCGCCCGCAGCCCACCGUCACUUGGUACAACAACGACAAGCCCGUGGGGCGCAUCCAGGGCACUGCUGUUCACACCACGGGGUGCUGCUCCACGCUGACCUUCCCAUCUGUGCUCCCACAGCAUGGUGGCACUGUCACCUGUGUGAUCUUCAACCCACUGGGCACAGUCAGCACCUCAGCUGGUCUCCAUGUGAGGCGGCGAAUGCCAGCCUAUAAGUACACAAAGAAGGAAAAGGAGGAGAUGAAAGUGGAGGAAAAGAAAGAGGAGGAGAAGGUGAAGGAGGAAAAAUGGGUGAAAGAGAAGAAGGAAGAGGAGAAAAUGAAGAAGGAGGAGGAAGAAAUUGGUCUGGCCUUUGCAGCAGAGAAGAGACUGCUAAGUGCAGUUCCAGACUCAGACUUGCUGUCAUUGCCUGUGGAAAUCAAAAUCACUGCUCCCACUCCGACGCCAGAGCAAGACACAGAGAUGAGAGAGAUCCCACGACUCUCCUCAGAGCAGGCUGCUUCCACCAUAAAGCACAAAUUUAAGUUUUCAUUUGAUAUGGGAAAUGAGCCACCCCAAAUUGUGGCAGAAGCCCCAGCACAUAUUCAUUGCUGUGAAGGAGAGGAAGUGGUGUUGGAGUGUGCUGUGUCUGGGCAGCCCCCACCACUUGUGAGCUGGUCCUUGAAUGGCCAGAGCCUCUCUGACAGUGGGAGACUGAGGUUUGAAGAGGGCAAGAAUGGCACGUACCGCUUACACCUUCAAGAGGUGUCUGUCACAGACGCUGGGCGAUAUUGUUGUGUGGCCACAAACGUGGCUGGAACAGCACAGACUGCCUCUGAGCUGACAGUGCAGCCCAGGGCACCCAGGCUGUAUACCAAGGGUGAAGGUACUGAGGAACGGCCUGCCAUGGACCAUGUUCUGCACCUCCAAGGCCUCAGCAUACUUGGUAAGGGUGAAGAGGAGCAAAUUGCAUGCCCCAAGGAGGAGGAAGCCCACCUACCCUGGUCCCUGAGGUUGUCUCCACCUCCUGGUGAGCAGUUGGAAGAUUGUGAGGAAACACCUCACAUCAAGGAAAGUGAGAUGGAGGAACCAAUGGUGCUGGAUAUCAAGGAAGUUUAUGCAAGGCAGGAAAUGGGCAAUACAGAAGAAAGGGUGAGUUAUACAGAUGGUAUUUCUGAGAUGAGGCAGAACAUAGGAAAAGCUGUCUCUGAGGAACACAGCUUUGGAAUUGAUACCACUGAAUUGCACCCUGCUAUAUCCAGGGAAGGAUGUGAAUUGGUGGCCAAGGAUUCAGGUCACUUUUCUGAGGAGCUGGAGCCUGAAGGAGGCAAGGUGCUACCACAUACAGAUACCCUGUCCUGGGACAUCUUGAAGUCACCAUUUAUGGAAGUGCAAGGGCAAAUGCAUGGCCCUGAGCAGUCUGCUGUGAUAGGGGAGUGUAAGGAUUUAUCAUUUAUGGAAGUGCAAGAGCAAAUACAUGCUCCUGAGCAGUCUGCUCUGGCAGGGAAGGGGACGGAUUUAUCAUUUGUGGAAGUGCCAGAACAAAUACAUGCCCCUGUGCAGUCUGCUCUGGUAGGGGAGUCUAAGGAUUUAUCAUUUAUGGAAGUGCCAGAAAAAAUACAUGCCCCUGUGCAGUCUGCUCUGGUAGGAGAGUCUAAGGAUUUAUCAUUUAUGGAAGUGCAAGAACAAACACAUGCCUAUGAGCAAUCUGCUCUGGCAGGGGAGUGUAAGGAUUCAUUUGUGGAAGUGCAAGGGCAAGCACGUGCCCCUGAGCAGUCUGCUUUGGCAAGGGAGUGUAAGGUUUCACAAUUUUUUGUUCCUAUAUCACCUGUGGUGCAAGACAGAAGUGAUGUCUGCACAGAGUGUGAUGCCCCUGCUGGGGAGGCAGUGACCACUCCUGAUGUGCCUCUUGUGGAAGAGCCAAGUGUGCCCCACCUGCAGGACCACAUUGCAAGCACCCCCACAAAGGAGGAAUUUGGCUUUUAUGAAUUCUAUGCAAGACAGCAACAGGAGGAACAGGACAAGGAGCAAGAGAGAUCAGUUGGUAUUGAACAGGACAUUAAAGCUGACGAUAAUCUUUGUAAAGAAGAAGUGAUUGAUGAUGGUGGUGCUACACACUGGAAAAUACAAAGUGACAGGCAAAUGCUGCAAGAAAUGGAGUCUGAUGUAUGCAGCCCUUCUUUGAAUCUAAUCCCCACUCCUCCUGGCAUAGAAAACUCAGGUCAGGUUUUUACUGAGGAAGCUGAAGUUUGUCUGGAAGAAGUGCAUUUCAGAGAGCAGCUCUUGCCCUCUGAGCCUGACACUGAGAUCAUAUUUGAUCUGAAGAAGUUUGCAGAGCCUUUUCCAGCUGCAGAGACUGUGCAGACAGAACAGACACAAACCCCCACAGCACUGGAAAGUGUGGAGGUCAUCACUGGGAGCAUCUCCCCAGAGCACCAACAUGGUCUGCUUGAAGGAGAGAUGUCUCUGAGUGAGGAGCUGCGUGAGAGCUACAGGAUGCAGCAGGAGGAGGUUGGUGCCCAGGAAGAGGAAGAGCCAAGAGAAAUCAUAACAGCUGAUUUGCAAACUCCUAAUGGGGACCUUGGCAGUGUCAUGAUACCUGCUGAAGAGGGACAUGCUGCUGAAGAAGUUCAGGAGUCAAAGAUGAGAGUCUGUGGAGAGGACUCACUUCAGGAAAAAAUGAAUGAAUUUUUAGUGGAGCCCACACCAGGUUUCCAAAGAGGAGUUCAGGAAACACAUGUGUGGGAGAGUGGAGAACGACUGGAGACCAUAGACUCCCAGAGUGAUAGCUUCAUUAUGGACUUGAAAAAAGCUGCACAUGAAAAGAAACCCCAGGCUGGGCAUCAGGCUGAGGAGGAUGGUGGUUCUGGCACAGAAAAGUUCUUUGAGCCAGGAAGGAGCAGCUUUACCUCUGAGAUGGAAAGCACAGAUUCCCCUGAGGAGAUGCUCAGAGACAUCCAGCAGGAGCCAAACACAACCAAGGGAUUCUCUUUGGGGAAACUCAUACUUGGGUUAGUAAUGGAUGAUCCUGUGGCACAGAAGGAGCAAAGGAAGGAAUCUUGGGACAAGAAGAGGAUUCCCACUGAGGAAGCCUCUGAGAACAGUCUGGAUGGAGAAGAAAUGUGGGAGGAUACUUCUGCAGGUCCAGAGCCCAGGGCUGUUCAAAUCUCAGAGCUGGAGCCUGAUUUGUCCCUGGCCAGUUAUUUAAGAUCCACUGGGAUAUAUGAAACUCCAGCUCUCAAAGGCACAGUUCAGAAGGAGCAGCGAGAAACUAUAACUUCACUGGAAGUGGAGGAGGUUACCUUCAGCACGGUUUAUGAUUAUUACAACAACCAUCAGGAAUUUGCCCGGCCCUUCUCUCCUGAGUCAGAAAUGUCUAUAGAGCUGGAGGGUGGGAGCAGAGAGGAGUCACCCGAUUCAGACCGCUUCUACACACCUCCCUCCUCUGUGGAAAUCUUUGAAACUGCUUCAUCAGCAUCCUACCACACGCCGCUCAGCACGCCCGAGCGCUACUCCACACCGUCCGAGGGCUCUGGGUACGGCACGCCGCCUGAGCGCUACUCCACACCGUCUGAGGGCUCUGUGUAUAGCAUGGCCCCGGAGCACUACUCACCUUUCGAGGGUUCAAAAUGCAACACACCCUCAGAGCAGUAUUUCACACCCUUUGAGGGACCCUACUCUGCAUCAGGGGACAGCACGCCGCCAGAACGCUACCGGACACCCACUGGGGAGUAUAUGGAUGCCCUGACCAUGCUCCCUUUCUGUGAGAGGAGGGAGAGGAGGCAUCAGCCUCCAGACCAGCCCCAGUCAAAUGGGUUUAUGACCCCCUGUGAAGCCCUGGAGCCAUCAGGCAGGGACAUGCCACCAGCAUUCCUCAAGGCAUUGAGCGGGAGGAGGUUGUAUGAGGGCAGCACACUGAUGUUUCUGGCUGAGGUGGUGGGAGUGCCCAAGCCAGGAGUAAAGUGGUAUCAUAAUAAAUCUCUGCUGGAGCUGGAUGACAGAGUGCAAAUAGAGAAGGAUGGGGACAAAUACAUUCUGGAAAUCACUAAUGUCCAGAAAGCUGAUGAAGGACAGUAUCUGUGCCAUGCAGUGAACAUUGUUGGGGAAGCUAAAAGUAUUGCAGAGGUGGAAGUUUUGCCUGAAGAUGGACGGUCACUGGCACUGCCACCCCCUGUCACUCACCAGCAUGUUAUACAUUUUGACAUGGAGCAAAGCACAUCUUCAAGGUCCCCUUCACCACAGGAAAUCCUCCUGGAAGUUGAGCUGGAUGAAAAUGAAGUGAAAGAGUUUGAGAAGCAGGUCAAAAUCAUAACUAGUCCUGAGUUUAGCCCAGACAAGAAGAGCAUGGUGGUUUCCCUAGAUGUACUUCCACUUGCGUUGUUAGAACAAGCUGCAGGCUUGGCAGCAGGGGAGAAUGAGGAUGUAAAAAUUGAUUUCCAAGUAACUGAAAUGCCUCCACGCUUUGCUGUGCCUGUUACAGAUACUGAGGUGAGAGAAGGCUUGGAUGCAGUCUUUGAGUGUGUUGUAACGGGUACUCCUGUCCCAGUAGUUCAGUGGUUCAGAGGUGACACAUGUGCGACACCUGGCACAGGGAAGUAUGUUGUGAGUCAGAAGGAGGGACUUCACAGUCUGAAGAUCAAAAGUGCAGGACCUUCUGAUAGUGGCUUGUAUCGCUGUCAGGCAGUUAACAGGCUGGGAGAAGCAACGUGCAAAGGCUCCCUUGUGGUCAUGGCUCAGCAGGAAGCAAAUGCAGUGAGCAGUGAGACAGAACGGGUUGAGUUUAGGGCAGAGGACUCAGAGAGCUGCAGCUUUGAGUUCCAGGUCACAGAAGCUCCUCCCAGAUUUGUGAGGCUCAUUUCUGACUACAGUACAUUUGUAGGUGCCUCAGUGUGCUUCCAGUGUCUUGUGACUGGUUCCCCCCGUCCCAGUGUCCGCUGGUACAAGGAUGGGGUGCUGUUGGAAGGGGAUAGGUACUGUGCACAGGAAGAGCAGAACGGCUUGCACAGUCUUACCAUUGAAAACCUGAUGCAGAGUGACAGUGGGCGGUACAAAUGUAUAGCUACUAACAGGGCAGGAACUGCUGAGACCUGUGCUGUGUUAACAUUAUACUGAAUUUCCAUAAUUUAUUUCGGAGUCUGUCUUGAAAUACCAAGUGUUUUUAUGAUGUUGUUCACUGCAGGUAAAAAUGCAGCACUCAU